Molecule: messenger RNA, 3912 nt
Organism: Esox lucius (northern pike)
Lineage: Eukaryota; Metazoa; Chordata; Actinopteri; Esociformes; Esocidae
Gene: emilin3b
Product: EMILIN-3
Exons: 6
Coding region: 542-3001 (819 amino acids)
Cellular component (GO): extracellular matrix
Molecular function (GO): protein binding
Source: RefSeq, a predicted model, not a curated record
ACUGCUCCACACACACCCACACGCCGACACACACAGCACACAGAAGACCGAGGGAGCUUAGUCAGCACGUUCCCCUCUCUCUCUCUCUCACACACACACACACACACACACAUGCAUAUGCCUAUGGAGCUCUGGCAUUCCUAGAGACUCUUUCUAUCUCUCUAUCCCUCUCACUCUCUGUUUCUCCCCCUUUUCUUUACCUUUAGCUGUGUUUUCUCCCUCCCUCUCUCACUCCCCCCACCCCGCUGUCCUUCCCUGGUUCCCAGUUUGCUCUGCCUGUGGCUGCCACUUGUCUGAGGGACUUUGGAGAGGACAGAAGCGAGGAGGUGCGGGACAGGUCAGGAUGCUCUGGACUCUGCAGAUGUUUGGACGACAGGUUUCCCUCAGAAGGGACUGAAGACAAGACCAAACCACAGGAGGCACCGAGGAUCUUUAACACGCAGAUCAUCCUGUUUUCAAUCAUCUUUAGUUCUCAAUCGGACUUCAUUUUUGCCUGUGCUUUCUCUGCGGGUGCUAUUUCUGCAGCCUCUUGGUGGGGAAAAUGAGGUUGUCUCAAGCUGCUUUGCAGCCCUUCAUUCUGGGGGUUCUGCUAUCACUUGUGGACACCAAAGGAACCUUCUAUGGGACAGGCCUUGGUAACCCGUUCUAUGGAGGCCAUGGCAACAGAUACAACCUGUACAAGUCUGGACACUCCACCCUGGGGAAGCAUAUGACCCGCCACAAAAAUCACUGUGCGUAUGUGGUCCAGAAGAACAUCACAUGCACCAUGCAGGACGGCAUGGCCACCUAUGUCAAGGCGGAGUACACCACCAAGUGCAUCUGGGGGCAGAAGUGUCCUGUCGUCAUGUACCGGAGCUUCUACAAGCCUAAGUACAAGGUGGGCCAUAAGACCAUUACGGAGCUGGAAUGGAGGUGUUGUCCGGGGUACUCUGGAGAGAACUGUUACGACGGGCCCACCUCCAUGCCAGAUACACCUCUGUUCAAAGGGGGUGCCCCCUACCGGCCUGGGAUGAAAGGGUACCCCCACGGCCAACCCAGACCCCCCCUGGACCACAAACCUGUCCCCGGUGGAGCUAAUCUGGAGCCAGGGAGGCCUUUCCCAAGUCAGCCUGAUAGCAGACCCAUUCCCUCUGGACAUCUGCCCAUUGGGAAUGUCAAGCCUAACUAUGGUAAUAAAGUUGGUGUCAGCGGCGAGCGUCUGGACCAAAUGGAGGAGGACCUGCGCCGUCUGGCCCAGGGCCUGGACACUCUGAACGGGAUGGUGGUGGGACUAGAGGAGCGUCUGCGCCUCUCGCUCCGGGAGGACACGAACAGGAUGCUGGUGUCAUUGCUCUCCACGGCGCCCCGUCGCUCCGACUCCUCCAUUGGCUUCGGGGUGAUCCCAGACGGGGCCCCGGAUGGACUGGAUGAGGGAGAAGACUUCCCUGGAUUUGGGGAUCUGGCUGGGAAGGUGACAGAGGUGAAGGAUGAGCUCAGAGCCAAGGGACACAUGCUGGAGGAGAUACAGGGCAUGGUCCUGGGCCAUGACGGGCAGCUGAAGAGGCUGUUUGAGGCCGUGACCGGCAGGCCUGUCACCGGGACAGGCUCCCCUUCUGUCCUGGAGGAGCUGCUGGAUGCUAAGCUGGCCGAUGUCCGUGCUGACAUCCUGGAUGGCUUCGAGAGACGUUUGUCAGUCCUGGAGAACCACUGUGAUGAGAGGAUCGGAGAGGUCCAAAGACAGUGUCACAACGAGCACAUGAAUGGCCAGGAGCAGAUCCAGCAAUCGCUGGACGGCAGAGAAACCGGAUUGAGAGAGGAGCUUGGGACUCUUCAAGCCCAGAUACAGGGUCUUACCCUCACUGAAAGCUGCUGCGGACAGGUGAACAGCCUGUCUCAGAGAGUGUUGAUGUUGGAGGAAUCGGUGAAGGGAUUGACGGAGUCUCAACGCCAGCUCCAGGCAGCACUCACCGAGCAGACCAUCCACCUGGAGACCCUGAUAGAGGGCCGUCUUGAGUACGUGGAUGCCCGGCUCAACAGCACCGAGUCCGGGGACGUGGGUUUUGGUGUGGUGCCUGGGGGCCUGGACGGCUUCAAGAUCCUGCUGGAGGACAAGCUGAGGACCCUGGAGGAGAGGGUCUUUGUGGCCGUGGAGGAGCUGAGCAACGCCACUGCCCCCGCUCUGCUGGAGGGUCACGUGGUGCCCGCUCUAGAGAACGAGAUCGAGUCGGUCAGAAGGAGGGUGGAGGGAGACCUGGAUGGCAUCCAGAAACAACUCACAGACCUGGAGCUCCUCUGCACAUCCUCCUGCUCACCCGCCACACCUCCUGGAGGAGGCAUGGGGACAGGCCUGGAGGAGGACUGCGGGGAGGUGGAGAAGAAUUUGUCGGGUCGUGUGGACUCCCACACUGACCGGCUGGACCGUCUCAACGCCACCUUGCUGACACUGCUGAGCCGUCUUGACCAGGAGGAUGAAGAAGGCUCCGUCCAGGGAGAGAUCACCCUCCUGAAGAUCAACGUCCACUCUGUGAACCGCACCCUGAAGGGCCUGAGGGACUCCGUCAGCCUGUUUACCAAGGAGGUUGGCAACGCUAACGCCACGUGGACACAGAGAGAGAACCAGCUAGUCAACCAGGUCCAGGGCAUCACCCAGCUGGUAGGGCAACAGGCCUCUCUCCUAGGGGCCGGGGAGCGACGAUUAGCCCAGCUGAAGGGGGAGCUGGUUAGCCUGAGGAGGAGGCUGGCUGGAGAGCUGCAGGGCUGCCGGAGCACAGCCUUGGGGGUGCAGAGGGAGGUGAAGGAGGUGGAUAGUCGUGUUACCCACGUGGAGGGACAGUGUGGCAGCCUGGGGGAGCUGGCAGAACACCUGGAGAGGAUCAGGGCAGAGUUGGAGACGCACUCAGACUCGUACCUGUCACAGGUCAACGGAACCUUGGCCAGUCACUCUACCCAGCUGGCCGAGCUCAAGGGAGAAAUCAAAGACUGUGUCGGAAAAGGCUCAGCCAAUCAGAGAGGAGACCAGUAGCAGUCAAGCUACAGCUAUUUUUAGACGUGUGUAUAAAGAUUCCUAUUCUCGUGAUUGCCUGCAUAGGCUCUGACGUCAAUUGUGAGAAAAAGUUCUGAGCAGGAUUUCACCAAAUGUCUUUCGCCUCUCCUGCGUCUAUGAAGGAGAAAGAAAUGAGGAGAACAUUUCCUUUCAAGCUAUCAAAGGCACCCUUGGUUGUAUAGUUGGGCAAUAUUUUCCCUCAAGUUUUUGGUUCAAAAGGGGCAUUUUUUCUGAUAAUUCUGUUGUUUUCACAUUUUAUAUUGACUUUAUUAACUGACUUUAACUUAUAUGACGAAAAGAUGACUGCAAUGUUAGACUAUGUAUUAGAGAAUUUUGUAUGAAACCAAUAACAAAAACAAAGCGAAUGAAUUUGGACUAAUAAGAUGCUACGGGUUUCUACUGGCAAACACUCUCUUUGUGGACUGUUUCUUUAAUUUUACUGUAUGUCAACAUAAAAGGUGCUAUACUUCUUGUAAACGUUUUGUUUGUUUGUAAAAAAAAACAAAAAAAAAAAAACUGUAUUUAUCCUUAAAGUGUUGUAUUCUUCUCUUGUUAAUCACAAUAUUGGAAUCUUCCGGCUUAGCUCAGUAUGUUUUGGUGUUUAGUAGCCAGUUCACAGAUUCAUUUUGCUUUUGUCAUCUCCAUUGCUCAAUGGGCUUAAAAAUCACAGGGUGCUCCCAUAGUAUCAAAACCAGAGUGGCAAAAAUACAAAACCUACUGUUGCAGUUCAAAGAAUAACCAGCAGGAUGCAUCAAAUGCUUUUCCUCCUCCAGUGACUCAUCUACAGAUACUGCCUAUAUAGUCCAGUCAGUCAGUCCAGACACCCAGUCAAUCGAUACAGUGCAAGUGUUUGGACAGUGACAGAAGUUGUGUUGUUUUGGCUCUGUACC